ACGCCGAAGUGCAGUACGUCAUCAACUUGCGCGCUGCGUAUCACGUGACUCCAAGAUGGCGAAAACCUUAGAAGACAAAGCUAUUUGGGAAGAUGGAGAGGAAUCUCUUGGUGAAGAGGUUAUGCGAAUGUCCACAGAAGACAUUGUCAACAGAACUAGACUACUUGACAAUGAGAUCAAGAUAAUGAAGUCAGAGGUCAUGAGAAUCUCACAUGAGCUGCAGGCUAUGAAAGAGAAAAUAAAAGAAAACACAGAGAAGAUAAAGGUCAACAAGACAUUACCAUAUCUCGUUUCCAAUGUUAUAGAGCUCUUAGAUGUUGACCCACAAGAACAGGGAGAAGAAGAUGGAGCAAAUAUUGAUCUUGACUCACAGAGAAAGGGGAAGUGUGCUGUCAUCAAGACAUCUACAAGACAGACUUACUUUUUGCCAGUGAUAGGACUUGUUGAGGCAGAAAAGCUCAAACCAGGAGAUCUUGUGGGUGUGAAUAAGGAUUCCUACCUUAUCCUUGAGACACUGCCCCAAGAGUUUGAUUCUCGUGUGAAGGCAAUGGAAGUGGAUGAGAGGCCGACAGAGCAGUAUAGUGAUGUAGGAGGAUUAGAUAAACAAAUUCAAGAGUUGAUAGAAGCUGUUGUUCUGCCAAUGACUCACAAAGACCGCUUUACUGCUUUAGGAAUACAGCCACCUAAAGGAGUAUUGUUGUAUGGCCCCCCUGGUACAGGCAAAACCUUGCUAGCCAGAGCUUGUGCUGCACAGACUAAGUCCACUUUCCUAAAGUUGGCUGGACCACAGCUUGUCCAGAUGUUCAUUGGUGAUGGAGCCAAACUUGUAAGAGAUGCAUUUGCUCUGGCCAAAGAGAAAACUCCUGCUAUUAUUUUUAUUGAUGAGUUAGAUGCCAUUGGUACCAAGAGAUUUGACAGCGAGAAGGCUGGAGACAGAGAGGUACAAAGAACUAUGCUGGAACUGCUAAACCAGUUGGAUGGUUUUCAUCCAACAAGUGAAAUAAAGGUUAUUGCUGCCACCAAUAGAGUUGACAUUUUGGAUCCUGCCUUGUUGAGGUCAGGACGACUUGACAGAAAAAUUGAAUUCCCACUACCAACAGAGGAUGCAAGGGCAAGAAUCAUGCAAAUACAUUCCAGGAAAAUGAAUGUCAGUUCGGAUGUAAACUUUGAAGAACUUGCUAGGUGUACAGAUGAUUUCAAUGGUGCCCAGUGUAAAGCAGUGUGUGUAGAAGCUGGUAUGCUUGCACUAAGAAGGGAGGCCACAGAGCUUAGUCAUGAAGACUACAUGGAUGCUAUUUUGGAAGUUCAGGCAAAGAAGAAAGCUAAUUUGCAAUAUUAUGCUUAAUUUAUGCUGAUACAGAUGUAAUGAGACAAUAAGUGAGCUGUUAAGAUUAACAUUGUAGUAGAUACGUGAAAUAUGGUGUUGGUGGUAUGUUCAAAGCCAUCUGUACCUUGGCUUUCCAGUUACUUAAGGAUGUUGCCAGCAGUUGUAGUGUUAUGAACAUUGAUGUUAAAAUGAGUAUCCACUGCAGUUAAAAACAAGAAGAGACAAUUUUGCAUUUACCAUAUUGUGAAAGUUCCCUUCAAAUGUGUAAACAAUGUUGAAAUAAAGAGAGUUAGCAUAUGCACUGCAAAGGGCAGAUUGCGAAAAAGG
Messenger RNA from Lingula anatina, 1654 nucleotides. RefSeq names its product 26S proteasome regulatory subunit 6A-B. Gene Ontology annotation, molecular function: ATP hydrolysis activity; ATP binding. NCBI's taxonomy places the organism in Eukaryota, Metazoa, Brachiopoda, Lingulata, Lingulida, Lingulidae. The record is from RefSeq and is a predicted model, not a curated record.